AUGGAAAAACUAGCAUUGAGAAGCUUAAGCAGCCAGGCUAAAAUUGUGGGUGCCAUCGUAUCUAUAGCAGGAGCACUUGUGGUGGUUCUCUACCAAGGUCCCAUAGUUGUGCGAGGCUCAUCAUCAUCAUCCAAAUCGCUUUAUCUAGCUCUGAGAUCACCACAAUCAAAUUGGAUCAUUGGUGUUUCAUGUUUCUUGUGCCGGAUAGAGUCUGUUCUGAGACUAUUUGAAUGUGGUGGGCAUGCAAGUGAACCCAAUUGA
This is a messenger RNA of Ilex paraguariensis (yerba mate), 261 nucleotides long. The record is from the annotation of a GenBank genome assembly. NCBI's taxonomy places the organism in Eukaryota, Viridiplantae, Streptophyta, Magnoliopsida, Aquifoliales, Aquifoliaceae.